Molecule: messenger RNA, 1465 nt
Organism: Jatropha curcas
Lineage: Eukaryota; Viridiplantae; Streptophyta; Magnoliopsida; Malpighiales; Euphorbiaceae
Product: fantom protein
Source: RefSeq, a predicted model, not a curated record
UCCCAUGGCUGCUUGUGCAUUGUAGUUACGAAGUAAAGAAACAAGAAGAAAAGGCCAUAGCUCUCUCUCUCUCUUCAAGCUGAUUUCCCUUCCCAGUUUCAGUAGACAUAGAUCAGUCCUUAUUUUUGCUCCAAUUCAUUUGAUUUUCCAAUCAUCUCUCUCCACGCCACCCAAUGCUCUGUUCAGUUCCCACCGGCGGCAAGUCCAGUUCAAACUGGCUGGACCGCCUCCGCUCCAACAAAGGAUUUCCUGUCACCGAAAACCUCGACCUGGAUCACUUCCUGACCAACCACCAGAAUUCCUUGUCCGAUUCUCCAGUUACCGACCUCUCCAAUUCCGUAAUAAAUCCCCACUUCGAGUCGACUCAAUCCGAUAAUAAACAACUCGCCGCUGAUAGGAGCCAAGCCGCGGAGACUUCAAGCGAGAGUACAGAUAGACAAUGGUUCGGUGUAAUGACCAAUGUUCUCUGCGAUCUUUUCAACAUGGGAGACCCCAAGGAGAAAAUUUCGAGAUUUUCGAGGAAAAAGAGUACCAGGAAACAAACAAACCCUAAAUUUUGCGACGUAUCGGCGCCAACUACUGCUAAUGCCAUUGAAUCUAUAGGAAAAGAGGAAUAUGUCCAGGCCACAACGGCCUCGUUGCAUUCUGAUAAUAAUUCGAAUGUUGGUAUAAAUGCGGAUUGUGGAGAUGACGAUGUGGAUGACGAGAAGGAGAAAGGCGGUGGAGGAGGUGGCGGAGCUAGUGAUAGAGAGCUAAAAGGGUACUCGAGAAGUGAAGUGACUGUUAUUGAUACGAGCUUUGAAGUGUGGAAGUUUGAUAAGUUAGUGUUUAGAAGGAAAAAUAUAUGGAAAGUUCGGGACAAGAAAGGGAAGUCAUGGACUUCUGGUAGCAAGAAGAGAAAGGGAAAUCAAUUGGAAUCCGGAAAUGGAAAUGUGGUUUUGAAGAAGAAAGCUAAGAUUUCCAACUUAGAGUUUGGCUCAUCAAAGGACUCCAAUGGAGAAGACUUUAUGUUACCUUCUAAUGAUAAACCGCAAGAUGGGAGAAGAGAAGAAAUUAGUAAAGAAACAUCAGAUGAUUAUUUCCAAGUUCCUAAAAAAAGAUCACCGAGGAAAACAAAAAAGAUUGGCUCAUCUGUUAUUCUUGUAAAAGCUAUACCGACAAGCAAGAAAUACGGGAAGAAUCUUCCCAAGGAUCAUCUCAAGGACACUCAAAGGCAGUGCAAGGCUUGAUAGAUCAUUUGUCCUAGAUUUCUAUAUUGAAGUCAUACUUUAAUCUACCAUUAUUGCGGAGCCAAAAUCUGAUUAUUUUAUUGUUUUUCAUGAAUUUCAAUGGUUUCAUUGCUGUUUUAAUGAAUUUUUUUUAUAAUGAUAACAAAUAUUCAAUUAACUAUUUUUAUUUCAAUAGGGAGUAGUUAACUGCAAUGUAGAAUACUUAAAUACACUAUUAUAAAGAAAUUGGGAACCAA